AUGGCAUCCGGCAGCAAAUCAACUAAUUAUUCAAUCAAGCCAACUUCUUUCUAUGGUAGAAAGCCUUCUGGUAUCCACUGGAUACAAGCGCCUGUCUUGAUCAAAUUUGCUGAUGACGACUCAGAUCUAUGCUCCUCAGGCGGAGAUUCCAGCGAUGAAGAAAAUAUAACUGAUUGCGAACUAUUUUUGCCAAUACCUUCUUCGUCCAGUGAGGAAGUUGAUAGCAGUGAUGAAAAUGCUGACAGCAAUGACAAUCAGUUACUUUCAAUAUUAGGAAGAGCAAAUGGCAGCGCGGGUAAAAAAGAAGGUGCAACAGUGGUGCAAGCUACCAAUAAACCAAACGCAAAUGGAAAAAAGCCUGCAAAAAAAUCUCAGCUAUUGUGGAAAGUUAAAAGUCUUCCAAAUAAACAAGAAGACCACAAAUUUAAAGGUAACUACCAACAAAAAAUGGACGAGUUAUUGGAUUGUCUUGGUUCAGAACUGUCAUACUUUUAUCGGAUUUUUCCAAAAGAGCUUUUUCAAGAAAUUGCCUAUCAGACAACGUUGUAUUCCAUGCAAACCAAUCCUGAAAAACCAGUUGCUGUAAAAGAGGAAGAUAUAAUUAGUUUUGUUGCAUGUGUUUUGUAUAUGUCUGUUGUCAAACUCCCAAGCACAAGAGAUUAUUGGUCGUCUUCCAUUGGAAUUGCUCAUGUAGCUAAUAUUAUGCCCGUCAACCGCUUUGAAAAAUUAAAAAGCAUUAUUCAUUUUGCUGACAACAACUCUGCUGACAAAGACGAUAAGCUUUUCAAGAUACGCCCUCUCAUAAACAAAAUGAAUGAACAGCUGAACAGUAUUCCAUUUGAAGAAAAUUUGGCGGUUGAUGAGCAGAUUAUUCCGUUCAAAGGGAGACAUUUAAUCAAACAAUACAACCCUAAAAAACCACACAAAUGGGGGUUUAAAGUUUUUGUUCUGAGUGGUGUCUCUGGCUUCAGCUAUAAUUUUGAAGUUUACUGUGGAGGAAGUGACAACAUUUGCUUUGAGAAUGAACCAGACCUUGGGGCAAGUAGUAACGUUGUCAUGCGCCUAGCCCGAAUCCUGCCCGAUGACACUAAUCAUAAAUUGUAUGUUGACAAUUGGUUCAAUAGCAUUGGUUUAAAUGUUUAUAUGUUCAAGAGGGGAAUUCAAAUGGUUGGAACUGCACGUAGGAAUCGUGUUGGAAAUUGCCCAGUCUUGUCAGAUAAGGAAAUGAAGCAAAGGGGUCGCGGAGCAUUUACAGAACAUGUUGCCAAGGUUGCCAAGGAAUUUUUUUUUUGGAUAUUGCGCAUAACUUAA
Molecule: messenger RNA, 1311 nt
Organism: Hydra vulgaris (swiftwater hydra)
Lineage: Eukaryota; Metazoa; Cnidaria; Hydrozoa; Anthoathecata; Hydridae
Product: piggyBac transposable element-derived protein 2-like
Source: RefSeq, a predicted model, not a curated record